UUCACUAUUGUUACAAAUUUGGGCAAUUUCACACGGAAGUAAAAUACGUAAAGAUGGUUGCCUGGCUGGCAUUUGUAGUUUGCUUUCUUUAUUUAUCAAAAGUAAUUGGAUUAGAAACUUCAUGCUGUGAUUCGUACCACCUGCAGAGACAAAACGGAGAUUUAUGGACCUGUGAUAAUUGUCCACCGGGACAUUUUUUCGUUGACGACUGUACAUUCAACGGUGGAAGUGCAAAUUGUUCUGUUUGUCCAACUGGUUAUUUUAUGGCAUCCAGAAAUGUGUUCAGGAGUUGUGCAAAGUGUACAGAAAACUGUCCUUUGAACACGAUUAUCAGUGUAAACUGCAAAUUUACAUCGGAUCUUCAAUGUCGUUGUAAAGAUGACGAUAAAUACCUCGACAAGGAUGCAUGCGCUACAAAAACAAAAUGUGGGAAGGGCUAUGGCGCUAACGGUACCAAAGAUGGAAAUACAAUAUGCGUCGAAUGCCCGGAAGGGACAGUCUCACCUAACAUAUCCUCUGAUGAGAAAUGCAUGCCUGACACGGAUGACUGUGCGCCAAUGCCUUGUAUGAACAACGGAAGCUGUACUGAUUUGGAGGAUGACUUCAAAUGCACUUGUCCCGAAGGAUUUGCCGGUCGAAAUUGUGAAUAUGCCACAGGCUGUGAUACUGGACCAUGUCAAAAUGGAGGACGAUGUAUACCGGAUGGGAUUUUACAUUACUGCCGUUGUCAGGAUGGGUUCAAAGGAAAUAAUUGCGAAGAAAAAGAAACCUUUUACACUGCGGGCAUUAUCGCUAGCAUCGUCUUAGGAGUUCUUUAUGUUCCGACUGUUGUGAUCGCUUCUGUCGCGCUAAAAUGGUCUUUAAGAAGAAAGUGGAAGCCAAGAAAUCCGAAAAAUAAAAACGUUAGUCUUCAAUCCCUCCAUUCAAGACAGCCUGAAAAUGGUCCGGCUCAGGAUACGAACGUUGGUGUCAAUCCGGAAAACGAAAAGAUGCGCAAUAAUACAAGAGAGCCUGGACAAGCUGACCCUGGCGAAGAAACCACAUCACGGAAAAAAAAAUCCAUCCAUCGUUAGCGAUCAAUUGAACUGCACACCCGUUCAGCCUGAAACUACAGUCGCUCUAGGACAGGAACAAGGUCCAACUCUUCCUGCUAGUCAUGAUGAUGCGUCUGGAACUUCAGGUGAUACUCUUGCUGAAUCUUCUCUGAGAGUCGCCGACGUGCGGAACGGGAAUACUCUUGAUCAGCCGUCUCUAUAAAUCGAUGAAGGAGCGAAUGGUACAUUCAAAUCCGUAAAACUGCUCAACAGCACAGACAAGGAACAGAUGUUGCAUUGUGUCGCCUUGUUAUAAAACAGAGACAAAACAACAUUCCAUAUGUUGCACACGUGAACGAAGACGUGUACACGUAUAACAUACUGAGUUAAGACAUCUGUAAAAAUGUCAACAUCAGAUAUAAUAAUACAAGCGAAUGCUUUCAAAGAACAUCUUAAAAGUAUGUUCUUUUCACAGCGAAUAAAAAUCAAAGAGGUCAUGCAUAUUGUCACACUCCAAUGUUAGUGUAUAUAAUUAACAUUCAUCUGCAACCUAAAUAGUUUUAAUUUGUAUUAUAUGGAAUUAUAAUGUAUCAGUUAUCAUUUAUAUAUCAUCACAUUUAGCCUUGUUGAACUACAUAGAGUAAAGACACUAUCACUUUUAUUUCAUACAAUUAUCAUAUAAAUAACAAUGAUAUAAAAUUACGAUUUUAACAUAAUAACUAUUACGUAUCUUGAACAAUAAGCUAUAUAUAUACUAAUGGCCAAAAGUCUUGUCCGGUCUACAAAAAUUACAAUAUCCAAAAGUCUUGUCCGAUCUACAAAAACUACAAUAUCUGUUUUGUUUUAAAUCACAUAUUCAUAAAUUUGGUAUCGAUGGAAAGACGACAUUAAUAUGCAUUCAAUAAAAACGAAGUUUGGAAUUUGAGCCAGUACUGCCAGUACAGCAAUGUAUUGAAAAUGGGCAUUGAAGAUUUGCAAGGCACAAAUGAAACCCAUACCGGACACGACUUUUGGCCAUGAGUAUAUUUAGGUAGAUUGAACAAAUGGUGUAUGUUAAAAUGAAUUGAAAUUUAUGUCAUUCAUAUCAAUCUCUUCGCAAUUGUUUUUUCACCUACAAUUAUAUAGUAAACUGGCUCAAUCAACGAUAGUAAUAGUAGUAUAGUGUAGUUAAUUAGGUGAUUUCAAAUUGGCCCAGUUAUUUGUUCGAGGUCAGCAGUAUUUGCAAAAAGGGCAAAGGCAAAUACUGCUGACCGAGGACAAAUAAACUCAAUAUGAGGUCAAUAUGAACUCAACUUAUUGAUAAAUAUUUUUUUCAAUUUACUAUUACGUGUUGUACGACCUUUUGGUAACAAACAUUCUAAUUGUUUGCCUAAAGUUUAUAUUAAAGCUUAUGCUUUAUUCAUUCAUGAUGUCACUUCUUCUAGACUUGACUUUGCUGAUUUUGACAUUUAUCCUUUAAGUGCGCAAAAUACAGCAAUGUACAGUCUAAGGAAGAAUACUUUUUUGUAUUUAUUUCGUUAAUCAUUUUCCAAAUUUUCACCCUUCCUCGGCCAUCUUCUCAGUUAUCAAAGUUUUAAUUAUCGUAAAAUCCACCAACAGGUUGAAAACAACUAUCAAACCGUACAAAGUGGUUAAAGUAUUUAACAGGCUAGUGAUUUUAAGUAUGUUUUAAACGAGGCACACACUUUUUAAACAGUCGGUAACACGAAAAACAAAAUGGAUGCCUUUUAAAAAAUAUCCAGCAUAUUUUUCAUUUAAGGGCGAGUUUCGACGGCCAAUGAAAAUAUAUGUAGUCCAUUUCUCUAAUCCUGUAUUUGUCGAAUUUUGUAGCCAAACAAAACGGCGGAACAUCAUGUUGGCUGACUUUGGUCGGUAUUGGCCUUGUUUGGCAUACAUUGUAGUCAGUUGUUUUGUAUUUUUCGCAUACAUAUUACAACUACGAUUGUUCCCCAACCGCGGCAAUUACUUUAUAGUGGAUGAAUAAAUUAUACUAUUCUCACAUUUAUGAUGUUUUUUUACUAAACAGACGUUAUAUCAAUGCAAUGUAUCAAUUAAACAUCUAUAAAUAGCUUUGUUAUGCAUGUAUGUGAGUAUUUGACGCCAUUUUGUUACUAUAUUCAUUACAGUACACAUUUAAAGGUGCUAAACCAGCAAUUAAACCCUUUUGAUAUUGUGGUCUCGAAGCUUAAGGUCAAUUUGACCCUCAGCUGAAACUCCAUAUUCGAUCAAUUAAACAUAUAUUUAAAUUUUUAUAGUUUGUUAUUUGAUUUGUACAAAUGUUUUUAUGCAUGUAUGACUUUUUAUCAGUUUACGCCAUUUUGUACUAUAUUUAGCUUCAUAUGUUUUAAUGACAUUCUUGUUAAUAAAUUGUAUAUUAUAUUG
This is a messenger RNA of Mya arenaria, 3416 nucleotides long. Its product is annotated as delta-like protein 1. Gene Ontology annotation, biological process: establishment or maintenance of epithelial cell apical/basal polarity; heterophilic cell-cell adhesion. The record is from RefSeq and is a predicted model, not a curated record. The transcript is spliced from 13 exons. Bases 54 to 1073 code for a protein of 339 amino acids. NCBI's taxonomy places the organism in Eukaryota, Metazoa, Mollusca, Bivalvia, Myida, Myidae. Gene Ontology annotation, molecular function: protein binding; calcium ion binding. Gene Ontology annotation, cellular component: protein-containing complex; plasma membrane.